AUGCAUCGGAAAGCCCCUAUUGCAUUAAUUGAGUUGGUAUCUGCUGAUACCACUACUCAUUCUCACAAUUUACGUAGUCGUACUCAAUGUAAGCUACCGACACUCACAAUGGGUUUACAAGUUUUCGAAAAAUCAUUCAUACGAACUCGAAUUCCAGAUAUUGUCGAUAGAACUAAUGAGGUUAACUUUUGUCGAAUGCGAAUUGGUUUUUCACAAUUAAAAUUUGAUCUGUUCACACAUACACUAGUCAGUGAUCCAUCGUGUUCAUGUGGCGCGGAUGAAAGUGCUGUCCAUUUCUUAAUUAACUGUCGACAAAUUUGA
Molecule: messenger RNA, 321 nt
Organism: Didymodactylos carnosus
Lineage: Eukaryota; Metazoa; Rotifera; Eurotatoria; Philodinida; Philodinidae
Source: the annotation of a GenBank genome assembly